AGGAUGUCUCCCCCAUCUUAGUCGUAGUUUAGCUGUUCUAUUGUAAACUAUGUCAGAUCUAUGUUUUGCACUCCUGCAAUGUUAUGACAGUAUACUGAUUGCAGGCUUCAGUACCAUGCACUGGCAAAAGUUCCAUAUUUUAUUGAUCUAACUUGUAGCUGUACCUUUUGAAUCCUACCCACACUUGUACCGUACUAUUGAGGGAUCCGUUUACGAUUUUUUCUAUAUAAUUAUAACAUUGUUGGAGAUAGUCACGUGUUUUUGUGAUGCAAGCAUUGCUGUCUACUUGGUUACUUGAAUCAUUUGAGGGGAUGUACUCUUCCAUGUUAUCAAUUUAAUACUGAUGCUGCAGGAUUCAGCAUCAUGCACCCUCAAUCUCACUUGUUCUGUGUUUUUAGACCAUUCACUUGCUCUGUAUCUGGCACAGAUACUAUAUUUUUGAUCAUAGUUUCAGCUUGGGACAUCCAUUAUCAGAAUUGAUAUCUUUACUGUUAAUAUUUCUGCAUGUUUAAAUUAUGACCUCAUCAAUCGCCGAUCAUGACAUGCUUGUGUGUUUGCACUAUGCAGUUCCCGGUGGGACGUAUACACAGGCAGCUCAAGCAGAGGGUCUCGGCUAAUGGCCGUGUGGGUGCCACUGCUGCUGUGUACUCUGCAGCAAUCCUUGAGUACCUUACUGCCGAGGUCCUUGAGCUGGCCGGCAACGCUAGCAAGGAUCUCAAGGUGAAGCGUAUCACCCCUCGCCACCUGCAGCUUGCGAUCCGUGGAGAUGAGGAGCUGGACACCCUCAUCAAGGGCACCAUCGCUGGUGGUGGUGUCAUCCCUCACAUCCACAAGUCACUCAUCAACAAGACCUCCAAGGAGUGAAUGAAAUGCAAUAACGGGUAGUUGUUGUGUGUUGUAUCUUCGUGAUCCCUUGUUAUGUUGUGCUAUCUGUUACGUGUUGCUAUUAUCACAACCUGAAUAGGUUGUCUGAAUUUGUGAUUGGGCUAGCUUUCGGUAACUUGUUAUUAGGUAAAGACUUGGCAAAUGUAAUCGUGAUAUGGAACUGCUCAUAUUUGGUUUCCUGAAGACUAGACAACCCUUGCUAUUCGUCUUCAUGGAUAUUCAGGUUAAACUUUUUUA
Triticum dicoccoides is the source of this 1122-nucleotide messenger RNA. Its product is annotated as probable histone H2A variant 3. NCBI's taxonomy places the organism in Eukaryota, Viridiplantae, Streptophyta, Magnoliopsida, Poales, Poaceae. Bases 538 to 864 code for a protein of 108 amino acids. The transcript has a single exon. Gene Ontology annotation, molecular function: protein heterodimerization activity; DNA binding; structural constituent of chromatin. Gene Ontology annotation, cellular component: nucleosome. The record is from RefSeq and is a predicted model, not a curated record.